UCGUUCUCUUCUUGUUUUUUGAGUGUCGGUUGCGUCCAUAUUUCCAGCUGGAUUAAUUAUAACAAAAGCUAUUCAAGUGGCGAUUCUAAUACGCUUUUAUACGUUUUAUUGUGAAGCACAAAGUGAAAAGUAAUAUAAGAAUACGAUGGAAGUGGCUAAACCAGAACUAAAUGGUUCACCGCUGCCCCAGCGUCCGCCGAUUCAACCGAAUGAGGGCAUGCCGCAGCAAGACGGUGGUACUCCUAUGAUUCAGGGUUCUGGAGAUGGUGAGCCAAACCAACCAGGAGGAUUCAAUAAACAAAAUCAGAAUCAAAGGCAAAAUAAUCGCAACAAUAACGGUAAUAAUCAGAAUAGGAACCGGGGAAACCGGUUCGCAAAUCGUGAUAAUAACCAACAGAGAGGUGGCGGCGGCGGCGGUGGUGGUGGCGGUUUUGGUGGUUUCAAUCGUCAGAAUAAUCAGGAUGGUAAUAAUGACGGAAAUAAUCAGCAGUACCAGCAACGCCAAGGUGGCCAAGGCAAUCGCGGAGGAAACCGAAGGAGCCAAGGUGGCGAUGGAGAUCAAAGUUUUGAUCGACGCCGGAGCGGUCCUGGAGAACAAUACUUCAUCCAGGAAAAGUUACGUAUGCUGCAAGGUCCUAUUCUUGACAUACCGCCAAUUGAAAUAGAGGAAAAUAAAUUCUCCGGACGCAACAGGCUUUACAUCGGUAAUUUGACUAAUGAUGUGACCGAGGAUGAGCUGACUGAAUUGUUCAAACCGUUCGGUGAUAUCAGUGAAAUCUUCAUGAAUAAGGAGAAAAAUUAUGCGUUCGUGCGAGUGGAUUAUUUCGGCAAUGCUGAGAAAGCGAAGCGAGAUUUGGAGGGCACCUUGCGGAAAGGUCGUCCUUUGAGAGUACGUUUUGCUCCGAAUGCUACCGCAAUACGAGUGAAGAACCUAACAGCAUUCGUCAGUAAUGAAUUACUGUAUAAGGCAUUCGAAGUUUUCGGCCCAUUAGAGCGUGCAUCGGUACAGGUAGAUGAACGUGGCAAAUCCACCGGUGAGGGUAUUGUGGAAUUCAAGAACAAACCUGGUGCAAUGGCAGCAUUGAGAUACUGUAAUGAAAAAUGCUAUUUCUUGUGUUCAUCAUUGCGUCCGUGCAUUGUAGAACCGUACACUCAUCAGGAUGACGCUGAUGGUUUGCCUGAGAAAUCUCUUAACAAGAGAAUUCCAGAUUUUAUGAAGUCUAGGCAGAUGGGUCCUCGUUUUGCUGAACCCGGAUCGUUCGAGCAUGAGUAUGGUCAACGUUGGAAGCAAAUGAAUGAGCUGUUCAAACAAAGGGCCGAAGCUCUAAAACGCGAGAUGGUCAUGGAAGAGGAAAAGCUAGAAGCACAGAUGGAACUUGCUCGUUAUGAACAUGAGACUGAACAACUUCGUGAACAACUGCGAAUGCGAGAGCAGGGCCGCGACCGUCAGAAGGCUGAGUGGGAAAUGAAAGAACGCCAAGCACAGGAGUCUCUAAUGCGUAAUGUUCCCGAUUUACAGAAUAAUCAGGCAUUAAAUAAUUCCCAGGAUAACAACGAAGGCCGCCGACCGUUUGACAAUAUGAACAAGAGUGCAACCGAAGGUGGUAAUAACAUGGGAAUGGAAGUUCGUGAUUAUGAGCAUGGUCAAAACAGACCACCACGCUUUAAUGAUGAAGAAGGCCAGCAACUGCCUAACCAGCAAGGAGGAGGUGGCAAUAAUGGACCCCAGCAACAGCGUCAGGGCAAUGCAUUUGGAGGUGGAGGCGGCGGAAACAAUCGCAACUGGAUGAAUAACAAUAAUGAUCGUCGUCAAAGUGAUGACUUCCAGAGUAAGCGCAGACGGUUCUAAAGAGAUGACUCAAACCGCGCAUGUGCACUGCUGCUGAAUAUUACUAUAGAUACAGAUGGAUGUCGUGCAAUGCGAUGCAUCUUCAGACCCACUUUGAGACUAAAUUAUUGAAAAUAGAUAUCACGUGAUUACCGACUCUUCGGUAAUGAAAAUUGGGUCUGAAGCUUAAUUGAUGUAUCUUCUAUCGUUCGAGCUCGAUUACCACAGAUAUUAGAGCAAAGAAUCACUCUUCUGAUUACUAUAUACCACUUGACACGUAUAGUUGUAACCGACGAAAAAUUUCUUUCAAUGUGUAACAACAAAAUAUUCUCUAGACAAACAAGUUGUACUCUUUGUAGGAGUAUGCAUUCAUAUUAUAUCCUGACUUGAAUAGAUAAAGUAGUCCGCCAGAAUUCUGUUAUUCAAAGAGAUUGAGAGAAAUAUCAAUACUGGUGACCAUAAAAAACCAAUUGCAUCAACUGUGUUUGUACUCUUUCCCCAUCAAAACAACUAGUAAUAAAAUAAUAUCAAACCUGUAAAUUUCUUCUCGUAUUCAAUGUCCUCGAAUUGAAAACGAUAAUGCAAUAUUAAUUGUCAUCAGACUUGAAUGUACUUAUUCAUUCGAAUUAAAUAAAUUUAGUUACUAACUACCAUCAAGAGAAAAAUAGAAAGUAACAGCAGCAAAUAAAAUUUAAAAUAAAUCUAAAUUCCAA
This is a messenger RNA of Toxorhynchites rutilus septentrionalis, 2541 nucleotides long. RefSeq names its product hrp65 protein-like. The transcript is spliced from 6 exons. Gene Ontology annotation, biological process: regulation of DNA-templated transcription. NCBI's taxonomy places the organism in Eukaryota, Metazoa, Arthropoda, Insecta, Diptera, Culicidae. Gene Ontology annotation, molecular function: RNA binding. Gene Ontology annotation, cellular component: nucleus. The record is from RefSeq and is a predicted model, not a curated record. The coding region runs from base 146 to 1849 and encodes 567 amino acids.